AUGAUUGCGAGUUAUGAUGCUAUUCUUUAUGAAAUGGACAAAUAUAUAACGAAGGUAAACACUCAAAUUAAGUGUAUAAACCUUCUUUAUCCUAUAUUAAAGAAUCAUAAAGAGCUAGAACCCCUGAUAUUGGGAUUGAACAGAAUAAAUAAUGCAUUAAAUCAAUUACCAGAAUCAGUAGAACUACAAGUAACUUCUCUUAAGUUCUUUAACGAUCUUUUAAACAAUCCAGGCCUUUAUUCUUUAUUAGGUAAUACGGAUAUUUCAUCAUUAAUUACAUUUAUUCUUUAUUGGCAACGUGAUAAUGCCGAUGUUAAUUUAACAGCACUCGAACAAAUUACGAAAUUAAUAAGAAUUCCAAAAUUAACGAAAUUUUAUUCCAAUUCCGAAUUUAUUCAGAAUCUUGUAUACAUUGCUCGAGUUAAUCCGAAGUCACUUGAGCAUGCAGGUCUUAUUAUUGAAAUUUCGAAGUACAUUGACCCAGAAAUUAAAGAAGUUAAAGAUUUAUUAGCAUCAUUUAUUCUUUACUCGAGAAAUAUAAAGUCGAAUGAGAAGUUACAAGAAAAAUUACUUGUUGUUUUUUGCCAACUUGCUACUCCAAACAAUAUAAAUUCAAUUGCAUCAUCCGUUAUCUCCCAAUUUUCAGAUGUUUCAUGCCAAUAUGAGAACAACAUGACAAUACUAUCAUAUACACUUACAUUACUUAAUCAUACAUCAGAGCCAAUUCCAAAUUCUUUAUUAUUAUUGACUAUCAAGAAACAAAAUGCGUUAUUAAGCAAUCCGAUGAAUUUACCAUUAUUAAUUGACGUAUAUUCAUCUAAACUUACAAACAAAACUACACCACCUGAAAUUUUACCAAUUGCAUCUAUAACUCUUGAACAGUUUUUACCAAUAAUUGCUGUAGCCAAGAAAGCAAUUAAAGUUUGUUACAAUUGUCUUUAUAGUGCUGCACUUUCUUUUCCAGAAUUAGUUCCAAUUAUUACUUCUGCAAUUCAAUUACACGAAGAUUCAAGAUCAAUAGUUAGACAGGCCACUGUAGUGUUGAUGUUAUUAUGCAGAAGCCAAGAUUGUUGCGAAAACUUAUCAAGUUCUACAGCAGCAAUAAUUUUAAAUUCAGCAUUGAAUAAACAUCAGCAUGAUCAGAAAACAGUAAGCAUCUUAUUAAAUAUGCUUAGUAUGUGCAUAAAAUAUUCACCAGCACAACUUGCCAGACCAGAAAAAAUACAAAUUAUUAAAUCAAUUAUUGAAAUUUAUCAUGGAGAUCCAGUUAUUCUCAAAAACGCAUUAUCUGUGCUAUUUACAAUUGCUUCUUCCACUUAUUCUGUUGAAAAAUUUAUAGAAUUACCAAAAGAAACAAGAGAGCCAUAUUUUAUUAGUUCAAAUGUAUGUAAAAAGGUAAUUGAUGACCAUUUGAAUGAAUUAGAUUACGUAGAACCCAUUGUUCUCUUUGCAGAGCCAGUUGUUGCAAAUGAAUCAAUAUUUAAUAAAUCAAUGAAGAGAUACACAGGAGAUUAUGAGAUACAAAUAUGCGGAUUAGCAUCAAAAUUAGCUGAUAUGAACAAUAUUGUAAUUGCUCUUUCUGCUUGUGGAGAUAAUGGAAUCAGAUUUGCAAUUCCAACAUUAGAAAAGAACGACAAACCAUUAUCACCACAACUUAUAGAAUUCUUGCUAUCAUUUGAUAGGAAUGACACCACAGAAAUCUUAAUCAAAGAUAUGAAAGCAGGAAAUGAGAAAACAAUGUCUUCAAUAUUUGAAUUAUGCUUUGCACAACAUCUUCCUAUUGCUAUGUAUCUUGCACAGCGUAAUUUAUUUAAAGUUUCUGAUGCGGAUGCUCAAUUAAUAUUAACGAUUUUGUCACAUUCUGUCUUUAAUCAAGAAAUUUUAGUUGCAGCUCUUUAUUUUUCAUCAGAUUUUGAUUUACCGAUGACUUCAAUAUCAACUCUCUUGGAUGGAAUGCGUAACUUCCCACAAAACAAAGAUAUUGUAAUUCCUGCUUCACAUUUCCUUGCAAGAAUGGAGCCAACAGAUUACAUGGAACAAACAUUUAAUGAUGCAAAAGCUGUAGGCAUUUCUUCCCUCUGUUUAAGCAUGUUUACUGAUGAUGAAGUUUGCAGUUACAAUCUUUUGAAACUACUUCAUUUGAUAUCAUAUUUCCCUUCACAACAAAUCCAAUUCAAGACAUCACUUGCUAUUCCAAGUAUUGUUAAAGCUUCCAAAUUAUCUAAGCGCUGCGCAAAUGAAGCAUGCGAGAUCUACAGCAACAUUUGCGAAGAUACAGAUAUCAGUCAGAUUCUUUAUACAGAAAAGGCUUAUGAAAUUGCUUUUGAUCCAUUUACACAAGCAUCUUAUAUAUUUAUCUCGACAUUAAUGGCUAAUUCUGGAUUAGUGUUGACAUCAGAACAAUUCACAAGUGUUUAUAAACAUUUCUCUGGUCUUAAAAAUCAGUUAAAUGAAGAUGAAGCAAUUUGUUUGAUGUCAAUUUUCGAAUCUUAUGUGAAUUCAGCUGAAAAACCUCCAAAAUUAGACUUGAAGAAGUUUGUUUUAAUGUUGACGGUAUUUUCAAACAAGAAAAACAUUGUAUCAUCACUCCUAAGAAUCAUUCCAUUUACAAAAGAAUUUAAUCUAAGUGAACAACUUUUGUUUGCUUUGCUAGAAGUAUUGAGAUUGAAUUUUAAUGAUCAAUUCAUCGUAACUGAUACUUGCACAAUCCUUCAAAACUUUUCAAAGGUGGAGAAGCAUAAAAGUACAUUCCAAUCAGAUUCAGCAACAGAACUAUUAUUAUAUAUUUUAAGUAUCUAUCUUAGAGACGGACCAAUUUGCCAUACAAUCUUUUCGUUGUUAAAUGGAAGACCAGAAGUUUUUGGAAUGGCAGCAACAGCAUUGACAAUGCACAAUGAUCCAGAAGUAUUACUUCCAAUUGCACAAUCAUUGCUUUCUAGUUCCCAAACAACAGAUUGCAGUCAGCAAAUGCCAAAGCUUCUAAAUGCACUAAAAGCAAAUGAAACUCAUAGAGAUAUUGUUGCUUGCAUUUUGCAAGUUAUCUUUUUAGCAACACAAACCGAGACAGGCAUAAACUACGCAGUUAAAUAUAUACAGAUGAUUGCAGAAAUAUCUAUGUCUCACAUAUCAAUAGUUCAAGUUGCAAGAUCUGCAUUAGGAAUCAUUUCAAAUGCAGCUGAUGUUGAAAGCAAUAUUCCAUCAUUGCAAAUUGCUGGAUUAUUAGUUACAGCAGCUCUUAAAACAUGGGGAAGUGAUCAACAAGUCGUAACUGUUGCAAGCUAUAUCAUUGUUAAGUUUGCAAAUGCAAGCAAAGGAGGAAUUUUCAAACACGCAAUGCCAUCAUUAGUUUUGUGUUUGAGAACAUGCUCUGCAAAACAAGAGGAAAUAUGCGAUGCUAUUGGAGCAAUGUCUCCAUGGAUUGGUGAAUACAAUGACAAUGUUUCUCAAGAAGUUGUCAGAGUUUUGUUCAAGGCUAAAGAUAGAGAAAAUGUUCUUCAGGCAAUUAUGGAUAUAUCAAAGAAUAAUGAUAUUGAAAAUGCUAUAUUUAAUAAUUGCAAACCAUUAAUGGAUCUUGCUAAUGCUGCUGAUACACCUGAAAUAGUUUCAGCACAGAUAUUUGCUGUAUCAUCAAGAAUCCAUACACCAAAAUUAGUACAAAGAUUUGAUGCUGAAAUACCUUCAAUAAUUGAAAAGAUGUCUAAUUCAGGAAAAAUGGCUUCAAUGGCAGCAGCGCAGUUAUUGGCUACUAUUGCAACAUUGAGACCGGAUGUUAUUUCUAAUUAUGCAACCAAAAUCUAUAAUAACGCACCAAAAGACCCAGAUGUUCAAAAAUUUGUUUCUGUUAUCAAAGAAAAAUUGUAA
This is a messenger RNA of Trichomonas vaginalis G3, 3861 nucleotides long. Its product is annotated as armadillo (ARM) repeat-containing protein family. Bases 1 to 3861 code for a protein of 1286 amino acids. Lineage: Eukaryota; Parabasalia; Trichomonadida; Trichomonadidae. The transcript has a single exon. The record is from RefSeq and is a predicted model, not a curated record.